Apodemus sylvaticus (European woodmouse) is the source of this 2293-nucleotide messenger RNA. RefSeq names its product butyrophilin subfamily 3 member A1-like. The transcript has 10 exons. Gene Ontology annotation, cellular component: external side of plasma membrane. Gene Ontology annotation, biological process: regulation of cytokine production; T cell receptor signaling pathway. Gene Ontology annotation, molecular function: signaling receptor binding. The record is from RefSeq and is a predicted model, not a curated record. The coding region runs from base 99 to 1856 and encodes 585 amino acids. Lineage: Eukaryota; Metazoa; Chordata; Mammalia; Rodentia; Muridae.
GAGGAUUUGCGGUCUGCUGGGUCCCGUUGUCCCUAAGCUGUUCCUGAUGAAGUCACAGCCUUUCAAAGCCGGGGGUGAAGAGAAGCAGCUCCAAGGACAUGGGAAAUCGCUACAAGUCCUCUCUGCUCUUCAGUGUCUCUUGCCUGGUUGUCCUCACACAGCUGCUUACCUGGGUGACCACAAAGCAGUUCCGGGUCUUUGGUCCCUCAGACCCCAUUGUGGUUGCACCAGGUGGGGAAGCUGUCCUUCCCUGCUCUGUGUUUCCAGCCAUGAAUGUGGAGAACAUGGACGAGCUGAGGUGGUUCCGUGACAGAUUCUCAGAAGCAGUACUUGUCUACCGGAACCAAGAGGAGCAGAAGGAAGGGCAGAUCGUUGCAUAUUCACGCCGCAUCUCCCUGGUGAAGGACCAGUUCCAUCAAGGCAAGGCUGCUAUCAGGAUCCAAAAUGUCCAGCCAUCAGAUAGUGGGAUAUACGUCUGCCACUUCAAACAGGGACUGUUCUAUGAAGAGGCCAUCUUGGAACUGAAGGUGGCAGCGAUGGGCUCUGUCCCUGAAGUGCACAUCAAAGGUCCAGAAGAUGGUGGAGUGUGUGUUGUGUGCAUGACUUCAGGGUGGUACCCGGAGCCUCAGGUGCAUUGGAGAGACUCCAGAGGAGAGAAUCUCCCAGCAUUCUCUGAGAUCCACACUAAAGAUGCUGGAGGACUGUUCAGCACAGAGACCUCGCUGGUGGUGAGAGACAGCUCUGUGGGGAAUGUGACCUGCUCCACCUUCAAUCCCAUCCUGGGUCAGGAGAAAGCCACGCCCAUGUUCAUCCCAGAGCCCUUCUUCCCUCAGGCCUGUCACUGGAAGACAGCUUUCUUCGUGACCCUGACCAUGACGGGACUUCUAGUCUUAGGGACAAGCUAUCUUCUCAAAAGAGAACAUUCUGCAAGGUUGGAGGUGCAGCUGGAAUGGGGGAACCUUCAGCGUGAGAAGGAUGCGUUACAGAAGACAAAGGCAGAUGCUCUGAGGACUACUAGCGCACUCAAGGAGGAGCUUGAUCAGAGGAAAGCAGCCUACAGUGCAGCCUGGAGGAAGGCCCAGCUGUAUGCAGAUUGGCGCAAGGAGCAUUUCCAGGCCUGGACUGUCACUCUGGAUCCAGCCUCUGCCCACCCCAUCCUUGACGUCUCCCAGGACCGGAUGAGAGUGACCCGGAAGGACACCACUAUGUGCUUGGAUGACCUCUUCUGUGUGUUAGGCAUCGAGGGCGUGCCUUCUGGAAGAUGUUACUGGGAGGUGAAGCUAAGGAACGGCGACAGCAGCAAGUGGACUUUGGGGGUCUGUAGGGAAGGUGUGGACAGGAAAGGCUAUUUCUCAGAGUGUCCAGAUAAGGGGUUUUGGACUGUGGGGCAGUCUAGUAGUGGAUAUUGGGCCUAUAUUGACUCUGGGAGGGCUUCAUUAUCCAUCAGGCAAGCUCUGCAGAGUGUGGGUGUGUUUGUGGACUACACCGAAGGUGACAUCUCCUUCUAUAACAUGAGUGACAUGUCCCACAUUUUCUCCUUCCAUGAGGAUCCCUUCUCUGGGACUCUUUUUCCAUACUUCAGGCUUAAGUCUGGAAAUGUUUCAAUGACUAUCAGCUCCAUGGCAAGUGUGUCUGAGAGGGAGGAGGGAGGAGAGGGGAGGAAAGGUAGGAAAAGAAGUAGGAAGGGGAGGAAGGGGAGGAGGGCAAAGAGAGGGAAGAACUCAGCUUUGCAUCCGCUGAAGGAGUCUCCGAGGCCGGCAGUGGAGGGCCUGGUUCCAGGCUCUUGUGUUGUGGACUCUCUCCCAGGGGAAGACUCUCCUUUCCUCCAGCGUGCCAGGGACAUUCUGCUCCCAUAGUGUGCAUCACCGCCUAAGUCUUCAGUGUGACUCCUUGUGGGAGUGUAGAAGCCACAGGCCAAAGCCCCCACGAGUGCUGGAAGGGCCUGGAGCCUCACCCACUGCUCCUCAGUCUGACUCUGAGGCUGUGGCUGUGGCUGCAGCGAGGCCAUGCUGUGUGUCAGGUGGUGGAGGAUAAGCCCUGACUGUUGUUUCAGCGGGGGUCACUCAGGCUGGGAUGAGCGGGGAAGGCAUUUUCCUGCUGGUGUUAAGUGCCAUUUUAUUGGGUUUUGGACAGUUGUCAAGCAGCAGACCGAGGGCCGCGUGGACAUUGUUUCAAUUUGUACAUCUGGCCUUGGGCUCCUCGGGUCUGAUCUGUGUCUCGGCCCUGUGACCAAUGCUGUAGUGAAUAUGGGGGAGCAGAUGUCUGACCCACGACUUCCUGACUUCUACCUUUG